AUGAGAUCGAAUGAAUUACCACAUAGCCAAUACUCGAAGAAUUCUGACAGUUUGUCAAAGUGUAACCGUUCUUAUCGACAGGCCACCAACCAUGAAGAGCUUAAAAAUGUUUCUAGUUGGGAGGUCGUUAAUGAACUGGUUUUAGGAGAGAAUGAGUUCUUUAAAGCUGGAGAAGAAGAAGAGGAUGAUGUUCCUAGUGUUGAUGACCAUAAUGAGGAUAGGGUUGACGGUAUGGAUGAUGACUUUAAUAAGGAUAGAAUUAACAAUGUAUGUGAUGACUUAAAUGAUGAUAGGGUUGAUAAUGUGGAUGAGGUUAGGAUGGAUGAUGAUGUUCUUAAUGAGGAUAUGCUGGAUAAUGUUGAUAGUUUGGAUCAUACUCGUGGUGGAUGA
Molecule: messenger RNA, 390 nt
Organism: Dovyalis caffra
Lineage: Eukaryota; Viridiplantae; Streptophyta; Magnoliopsida; Malpighiales; Salicaceae
Source: the annotation of a GenBank genome assembly